Alternaria atra is the source of this 837-nucleotide messenger RNA. RefSeq lists its product as uncharacterized. Lineage: Eukaryota; Fungi; Ascomycota; Dothideomycetes; Pleosporales; Pleosporaceae. The transcript has 2 exons. The coding region runs from base 1 to 837 and encodes 278 amino acids. The record is from RefSeq and is a predicted model, not a curated record.
AUGAGCAAGAAAGGCAAGGGGCGUGUGAAGAGGAAGGAGAUUCAGAGUGAUGAUGGUUGGACUGUGAUCACUCAUGGAUUGGCAAGUGUUUCGCUCAACGAUAAAGGGAAAGGAGAGGUGGACGCUGGAUCUCUGCCUACUAGGGUUGUGGAAGGUCUGACGGCUGAGAAAAUGCUCGAAGACUUUCGCACUUUGCAAGAGCGAUGGGAGGACACGUUGCUUGCCCAGCAAGUCAAAGAGAUUCUGGAAAAGAGGGGCGGAGAUGGUGGAUGGGGAGUCGAGAAUGCGGUGUGCAUAGGAAUCGGCAGUUUCAGCAGGGACUGGGCGCAUCGGUGGAGAAGUCUAUGGCAGCUUGUACUGUUUGUUGAUGUAGUCGAACGGCUCAAAGAUGACAAGAAGGACACCAAGAUAGGAUGUUUCGCCCAAGAUCCAGCGUUCACACCUCUCGACAUUGAAUUCCUUUCAGACCUCUCCAUCACAGUUCUCGAAUCCGACCUUCAGUCUCACAUCACGUCUGAAUCUUUCGUCUACUCGCCUUUCGUAGACUGGUUUCUUCUCUUACCAACCUUCCUCAAAUCUAAAGAUCCGGUCUUGUAUGUCGGCAAUGAGAUCCUGGAUGAUUACAGUGUGUACGCGCAAACGAAAGAGAAGAAAGAGCGGUUGGAGGAGUGCAACGAGGUGGGCAAGAAGUGGAUAGGAGGCAGGGAAAAGGUGUCUUUGAGAGAGUUUGAGAAGCAUGGGAAUGCAUUGAACGGGAUGGUCGGUUACUGGAGGAGCGUUGAUAAAGAGGCACAAGAGGAGGAUGUUGCAGAGGAGAAACCUGAAGGAGAGACGUGA